Didymodactylos carnosus is the source of this 882-nucleotide messenger RNA. Lineage: Eukaryota; Metazoa; Rotifera; Eurotatoria; Philodinida; Philodinidae. The record is from the annotation of a GenBank genome assembly.
AUGCGCAUCGGUGCCAGAAAGAAUAGAAGUGCCGAGGCAAUGCCGCAUGGAUUUGGCAUGUCAAUGUCAGGCCUACCGUGCAACGGCUCGGCUCUUAAGGUUGCUAGUGGUGAUUUUCCACAUUUUCUCAUCUAUGGUCCAAAUAGUGCUGGCAAGAAAACACGUAUUACAUGUGUAUUGAAUGAAUUGUAUGGAAAUGAUGGAAUACAAUCACUGAGGCUUGAAAGUCAUCAGUUUACAAUCCCACCAAAUAAAAAAGUUGAUAUUACAACAAUUGGAAGUCAUUUUCACUGUCAAAUUAAUCCAAGGUCGACACUUACACCAGAUCAGAUGAUAUUAGAACCAGAUUGGGAAGUUUAUUUACGGAAAACGGCCCGUAUGAUUGCUGAACAGCAGAUACCACAGCGAAUAUUAGAACGUUUGUAUGAAUUAAUCUCACAUUGUAUACCAUCAGAAGUUAUAUUUAAAGAAUUAUUAGAAGAAUUGCUAGGUAAUUGUGAUGGUAUAUUGAAUAGUCAAAUAACACAGAUUGCAGCUGAAUAUGAACGUCGUUCACGUCAAGGUUCAAAAGAUAUAUUUCAUUUAGAAGUAUUUGUUGCUAAAUUUAUAAAAGCUUUAUUUAUCACACAAAUAUCUAUUCCAGAAAUAAAUGUCGAUGGUGAUAAUAACGACACAACGACAAUUAUUCAAAUGUUAAAACGAAUUCAUUCCAAAGAGUUGUUUAUUAGCUCCUUGUUAACUGGAGCAACGAAAGAUAUUAGUGGACAACUAACAUAUAGUGCUGAAUCAAAAUCUUCAUCGCAUUGGACAAAUAUGAUUAUUCGUCGUUGUUUAUUUAAAAUAUCGGAUCGUUCAUUUUCCCUUAUAAAUAGCGCCGUGUAA